AUGCGUACUUUUCUACUAGGCAUCCUGUGCGCACCCCUGGCUAUCCUUACAGGAGCCGCAUCGACUUUUUCUCCAGCACGCCCUCCGGCUCUUCCUCUAGCGGUCAAAUCUCCGUACUUGAGUACUUGGCUGCCGGCGGGGAAAGACGGCGGCAAUGGAGGCUACCUUGCAGGGGAAUGGCCAGCGUUCUGGGAAGGCCAAAUAACAGGAUGGGCUGGCCUUAUUCGUGUGGAUGGCCAGGUCUAUACAUGGAUGGGCCUUCCAGGCUCAGCCACUGUGAACCAGACUGCGUAUGAGUACACUUCAACGAAGAGCAUUUUCACCAUGCAUAUUGGUGAUAUGGUAGAGAUGAAGAUAACCUUCCUUUCACCAAUUACACCGAAUGAUCUUCGACGGCAGUCCCUAGUGUUUUCGUAUCUUGACGUGAGUGUCACCUCACUCGACGGCCAGUCCCACAGUGUACAGGUGUACGCUGACAUAUCAGCUGAAUUUGCGUCUGGCGACCGUUCCGCCAUAGCACAAUGGAACUAUGGUGUUACCAGUGACGGCGUAGCCUAUCAUAAGAUCUAUCGCCAGACGCCGCUCCUAUUCUCUGAGCAUAGAGACCAAGCUGAAUGGGGUGAUUGGUACUGGGCAACUGACAAUGUAGCAGGACUCACUUACCAGGCUGGUCCAGAUGUUGAUGUCCGGGAAGCUUUUGCGCGCAAUGGAAAGCUAACCAAUAACAACGACGUCAACUACAGAGCUAUCUCCAACAACUGGCCGGUGUUUGGUUUUGCCCAUGACCUUGGGUCUAUCAGCUCUUCUACUAAGGUGCUUUUCUCAAUAGGGCUAACCCAGCGAGAGGCAAUCCAGUAUAGCGGGAACUCUUCCACCCUUUCUCCUUUGCCUGCUCUGUGGACGAGCUAUUUCAGCACUGCCUUGGAUGCCCUUGACUUCUUCCACCAUGAUUAUCAGAAGUCAAACUCUCUUUCUUCAGAUCUUGAUCGGCGAAUUGCACAAGAUUCCGUUGCCGCUGCCGGUCACGACUACCUUACCAUUACAUCCCUCAGCAUUCGUCAAGCUUUCGCUGCAACCCAGCUGUGUGGGCCAGCAAAUGAUCCGUAUCUCUUUAUGAAAGAAAUCUCCUCCAACGGCAACAUGAACACGGUAGAUGUGAUCUUCCCUGCUCAUCCCGUCUUCUUAUACACAAACCCAGCACUGCUUAAAUAUCUCCUGCGCCCACAUUUGGAGAUCCAGGAGUCUGGAAAUUACCCCAACUCCUAUGCUAUGCAUGAUAUCGGUGCUCAUUACCCUAACGCUACAGGCCAUCCGGAUGGCAAUGACGAGCCAAUGCCGUUGGAGGAGUGCGGUAAUAUGGUGAUCAUGGCUCUAGCAUAUGCGCAGAAGGCCGGGGACACAGCGUACCUGGAAAGCCACUACACAAUACUGAGACGUUGGACGGACUACUUGAUCGAAGAUUCUCUUUAUCCGGCGAACCAAAUAUCGACAGAUGAUUUCGCAGGUCCAUUGGCAAAUCAAACCAACCUCGCCCUGAAGGGAAUCAUCGGUAUCGAGGCCAUGUCUGUCAUCGCUAGCCUGACAGGAGACUCUGAUGAUAAGAUGAAUCUCACCAAUUACGCCCACGAUUACAUCGAAAAAUGGCUGAUUUUGGGAAUUGCACGUAACACAACGUAUCCGCAUACAACAUUGUCGUACGGAUCAAACGAGUCUCAUGGACUCCUGUACAACCUUUACGCAGAUCGCGAGCUAGGCUUGAACCUGGUCCCGCAAUCUGUGUAUGACAUGCAGAGCAACUUCUACCCGACAAUCAAGGGUCAAUACGGAGUGCCACUGGAUACCCGCCAUCAAUACACGAAAGGUGAUUGGGAGCUCUUCACGGCGGCAGUCGCAUCAGUAAGCACACGAGACAUGUUCAUCAAACUACUUGCCCAGUGGAUAAACGAGACGCCAACGAACCGUCCACUUACGGAUCUCUAUGACACUGUAACCGGAGACUACCCACCGGUAGUUUUCAUCGCUCGACCUGUCAUGGGCGCGGCAUUCACUUUGUUGCUUCUCGACUGAAAUUCUUUCCAGGUACAUACAUGCUUUAUCAGGACAAAAGAGCGGCUAGGCGGUCCAUUCCCAGUAUUUGUGUUAGAUGUGAUAUAUAUGGUCGUGUUUAAGUUGUGUAAUAUUGUGUGGUAGUAUAUAGCAUCAGUUAUAGCCUUUUU
Aspergillus nidulans FGSC A4 is the source of this 2216-nucleotide messenger RNA. It is a transcript of the gene gta1, whose product is annotated as glutaminase GtaA. Lineage: Eukaryota; Fungi; Ascomycota; Eurotiomycetes; Eurotiales; Aspergillaceae. The transcript has 8 exons. The record is from RefSeq and is a predicted model, not a curated record. Bases 1 to 2067 code for a protein of 688 amino acids.